UAUAUAAAUUCAGUGACAGUUUUUUAGUUGGCUUGAUUUAUUAACGGAACAAUAAUAAGUGACAGCGGAAAUCGAAACCAUACUUGCUGGCCGACGUCCGUCCCACCAUCGCCAAUGACAUUUGAAAAUGGCAGCGCUCACGUCGCUUCUGAACUUAAACUUUCGACUCCCCAGCUUGUCGCCUCUAUCGACGCAAGUUCGGUACCGGAGGAUACAGAGCAGAAAAAUUCGCGAACCUCAUUUUGAGCGGAAGGCGAUGAUAGAAGUGUGCAAACCAAUUAUUCCGCGUGACACGAGACCAUCUUGGCAGACAUGCAGUCUGAUUAUGCGGCCAAAAACAGAGCCUCCUCCACACCCAUACAACAAAAUCAUGGGGGAGAAAUUGAGAAGCGAACUUCACAGUGCUGGUCUGAUUUGCUUCUUCCAUGAAAAUCCGAUGCCAGCUGAAGAUAGAAGGCUAGUUCACAACAUGCUUUUCAAGAAGGGAUUCUUUCUGAAGUCCUACAGCAACACAGCUGUCCGACUCGCAAUCACGGGGACAAAAUUUGAGUCAGCCAUGCCAUUCACAGAGUCGAGGAAUGCCCUGGUAAUAAGUGACACCCCAGACGUUAAGACGUUGCUCAAGCUGACAAAGAAGAUGCCACAUUUUAUUUUGCUCGCCGGAAUUGCCUACGACCGUUUUCUUAGCCGAGACGAACUGGAGUGGCUAGGGACGGUGCCAGAUGUCCAGUAUCUACUCGGACAGACGUGCAGCCUCCUUUCUGCUUCAGCAAGCUCCCUGUACAGUUCUACGUCAUACCACCAAACCAAGUUGUCCCUAUUACUGGCAUCUCACAGCAAGCAGGAAGGAGGAGAUAAGAAAGAUGACAACCCAUCGGUAUAGUGUACAGCAACUGUUGUUGAAAUAGCUUUUAAAUAAACAUACCCAAAAUGUGGAGAAAAAAUUAAGGAAAUGUUGUGUACUUAUUAGA
Molecule: messenger RNA, 971 nt
Organism: Ornithodoros turicata
Lineage: Eukaryota; Metazoa; Arthropoda; Arachnida; Ixodida; Argasidae
Gene: mRpL10
Product: large ribosomal subunit protein uL10m-like
Exons: 5
Coding region: 128-883 (251 amino acids)
Biological process (GO): translation
Cellular component (GO): mitochondrial large ribosomal subunit
Molecular function (GO): structural constituent of ribosome
Source: RefSeq, a predicted model, not a curated record